AUCGUGGCAAGUGUCUGCAGCACGGACGUGCAGCAUGCUAGAUCCUGAGGGCAGUGUGGAGCACAAGCCUUCCUCUUCCUUCCCCAAAGUUUUCCUCAUCCCUCUAGCCAUGCUCCUUGCAAUUGCAGCGCUCCUGCUCUUAGUGUUUUCCGCUACGCAGCAGAAAGAGCCUGAUUUUUACACUUUCAAAGUUGUAAACAUCAGGGGCAAACUAGUCUCUCUGGAGAAAUACAGGGGCUCGGUGUCGCUAGUGGUCAACGUUGCAAGUGAGUGUGGGUAUACAGAUAGCCACUACAAGGCCUUACAACAGUUACAGAGAGACCUUGGCCCAUAUCAUUUCAAUGUGCUGGCAUUCCCAUGCAAUCAGUUUGGGCAGCAAGAACCAGACACUAACAAAGAAAUUGAGAGUUUUGCACGAAAGACUUAUGGUGCCUCCUUUCCUAUGUUCAGCAAAAUAGCAGUCAGUGGAGCCGGUGCAAUUCCUGCCUUCAAGUACUUAAUUGAUUCUACAGGAGAAGAACCAACUUGGAACUUCUGGAAAUACCUGGUGGACCCCAAUGGGAAAGUCGUAAAGGCCUGGGACUCUACUGUCUCUGUUGAAGAAAUAAGACCUUAUGUUACAGAACUUGUAAGGAAAAUCAUCCUGAAGAAGAAAGAUGAAUUAUGAUUUUCGAAAGUCCCAGCAUGCCAAUUACAUCUUUAUUGAGAAUUAAGGCUGGACUUUGUCUUUUCACAUUCCAAAAGAGAGUAUAUGGGGAAGGGAAGUUAUGACCAGUGGAAUCUAUAUUCACCAUCUUAAGAAUGUAGAAAACAGCAAGUUUGCAUGGUCAAAGUAACUUAAUUUUUUUCUCCAAUUGAUUUGAGUUUGACCUUCCUGGGAAAGAGGAGCUCAUCAGCAAUUGUUUCUUUCCCAAUUCAAAUUAUUAUUUGUUGAUAACACUAUAGGAAUUCAGUUCAUGUACCUGUAGGAAGAAGGCUCAGAAUAAUGAUUUCCUGAUUGGGAUUUCAUUGAUAUCUGUAAUUCUGUUGUCAUAUUUUUAUCACGAACUGAAUGAAAAAAUAAAAAGUGUGUGAUUGACUUAAGGCAUGUUUUAGGAAGAGGGCCCAAACAGUUACCUUCAAAGGAGGCAGGUUUACAUAGAUACAUGUCUUGCUAGUUACCAAGGCCAAAAAUAUUUCAUCUGUCUAGAAAGGCAGUUAAGAAGAGCAUGGGGAAAAUACACCUAUAAAACUUAAAGUAGUAUGAAGACAAAGCCUCUUUAAUAAUUCUCCAAAACCUAUGAGAAGAAUUUCUACAUUUUUUUCACCCAGUAAAGAACAGCAGAUGUUAUUUAAAUAGCCAUUUGAACAUCUGUAGGAUGAGAGCCUAUAUGAAAAGGCUAUUUCUUUCCUCUAUUACUAUUUUGCCUUAGAAUUACUCUUGCAUCAUACAACUGAUAUUAAAUUUAUUUUUCAAUUUAUAACACCAUCCAAUUUUGCUGCAUGUACAGACAAACAUUAAAGAAUCAACAUUUUUCUAUGGAAAUUCUA
This is a messenger RNA of Falco peregrinus (peregrine falcon), 1530 nucleotides long. It is a transcript of the gene GPX7, whose product is annotated as glutathione peroxidase 7. NCBI's taxonomy places the organism in Eukaryota, Metazoa, Chordata, Aves, Falconiformes, Falconidae. The record is from RefSeq and is a predicted model, not a curated record. Gene Ontology annotation, biological process: response to oxidative stress. Bases 35 to 667 code for a protein of 210 amino acids. Gene Ontology annotation, molecular function: glutathione peroxidase activity. The transcript is spliced from 3 exons.